UCAACAUCGCUCCGCAACAUUUGCUCGACUUCCUAUCGUAGUUUUUAUUUGUUUAUUCGCGGCCAAAGGUUUCGGUAAGCUUGUUGGAUAUAACGAAGUUUUCAUAAGUGUAAUUUAAGUGAGAUAAAUCACCAAAACCAGUCCUGUAGAGGAAGCAGUUUGGAGAUAAACUAUUUACCCUGGGGACUCCAUGGUCUGGUCCCUUUAACUCAGUCAGCUGAGUCACCUGAGUCAGAGAGUGACCAAAACUAGAACAUCAGUACAAUCAGGAUGUCAUCUGAGGAAGUCAGCCCCCCUUCCUCCUCUCCCACAAUGCAUUUCAUCGGAAAGAAGGCAGAUAUUGUUAAGGCUGGCCGUGUGACAAAGCAGGUGAACGGAUGCAGAGAUGUGCUUGUCAUGUACCACCAUGGGCAGCUUUAUGCAUUGGACAUGCGCUGUUACCAUGCAGGUGGUUCAUUACAGAACGGAGACAUUGAGGAGUUCAAUGGACGGCUUUGCAUUGUUUGCCCAUGGCACAAGUACAAGAUUACCCUAGCAGAGGGCGAAGGACUUUACCAAGCUGUGGACGAUCCUACUGUCAGACCACUUAGGAGUCACUGGCGCUCCAAGGGAAUCAAACAGAGGGUUCAUAAAGUCACUGAAGUCGGCGGGGAUGUUUAUGUGACACUGAAUGACUCCAGCGACCCUAUAGAGUCUGAUGUCUAUCAGACUGAGAAAUACAGGACUGGUACCUUCAAUAUGCAGCCCAAAGUCAAGACGUAGUGGGACUAUUAAACUGUUAUUUUAUUAAACUUUUUAUUUUUUUUAUUGUCCAACCCUCUCCUGCUUUCUAACGUAGUUUAAUAAUUAAACUGAAAUGCGUGAGUACUUUUUGAUAUGAUGUCAAUAGUUUUCCAUUUUUAUUUUCUAGUACUGAUCUUUUUAAACUCUAAAGCUUUCAAACAAAGCAAUACCUCACAGGGAAAGAAUUAAGCUUUCUUAGGGAAGUAAGCUAUUAUAGAUCAUUACAGAUCAAGCCAAUGUGCAUCACUUUAAAGUUAACUGUAAUUCACCCCUGGUGUCCUUAAAAGUGGGUUGUCCUUUUGUCUUUAAGUUACUUUUAACAUUUAAUAUAACUGCUUUACUGUUUGAAUACACUUCUUUUUUUAAAACCAUGGUCUUUCUGGAGAAUUUGACCAUUCCUUCGACUAGUCAGUUGAAAUUUGGUUUCUUGUUUUCCAUGUCUGGUAUGGUGAAUAUAAGAAUGUUUUGUUCUUCCAUUCUCUACAGGACUAGUACUGCACAAUUGCACUUUUUUUGUUGUUGUUUACAAUUGUUUAUACUGACGUGGCAUGGUUAACCUUUCAUUUGCCUCUCAUCACCAUAAAUUUAACAUUUUACUUGC
Molecule: messenger RNA, 1384 nt
Organism: Cyprinodon tularosa
Lineage: Eukaryota; Metazoa; Chordata; Actinopteri; Cyprinodontiformes; Cyprinodontidae
Product: Rieske domain-containing protein
Exons: 4
Coding region: 271-762 (163 amino acids)
Molecular function (GO): 2 iron, 2 sulfur cluster binding
Source: RefSeq, a predicted model, not a curated record